AAUGCCUCCAAAACUUCCCAGUCCUCAAAUCCUAACCCAAAACCCAAACAACAGGGAGAAGAAGCAAUCAAAGUAACAAAACUGAAGCACCAAAACCGAAUACAGUAUCUAUAUCAAUCAAUUCUGCUAUACAGAAGAAGAAAUCAAUGGCGGAAGAAUGUAAGAACAAUAAUACUAAUAAGGAGAAGAAGAGGGCGGUGGUUGUGGAGUCGUUAGGAUGGUUAACGGAAUCCACCAUCAUGCCUAAGAAGAUCAAACCAAUUGAAGGCGUCAGUGCUUCUUCCAUCCUUGAGCUUAAAGCCCAAUUAUACAAAUCACAAGAAGAUGCCAAACGUCUUGCCAAAGAGACUAUCCACCCUUCUGCUGCUGCUGACCCUAAUUAUUCCCAUCUCGAAAUUCACCGUGCCAAGAAGAAGAUUACUGCCAAGAACGUUUUCUCCUCUAAGAACCCUGGGGUUGAUGCUAGAGAGGCCAAGGACAAGCUUGAGAUGAAAGCAAUCAAGGAUGGAUCAGUAAGCUAUGCUGCCUUAGAACGAAAGGCUAAGUUAUACGAUAAGCUGGUGAGGGGUGAGCUUUCUGACGGGGAGGAUGAAGAGAGGUACUGUGUUGAUUUCUUCCGGAAGGGCCAGGAUCAGGAAAACCCUGAGCAGCUUCAACAGCAUGACAUUUCUAACACAGAACUUAGAGAUGAAGAUGGAGAUGAUGAUGCCUCCCUACUAUCAGAGACAAAAGCUGCAGGACUUGGCCGGCAAGCUGGCUCAUUCGACCGAAGUGAACAUAAGCGCUUUGUAAUGGAAGUUCAUAAAGAAGCAAGUCAAGCAAGGGAAAAAGCAUCAGAACUCAAGCUACGUAGGCAAGAACAAGUAGCAGCACGUCGAGAAAAACUAAAACAGGCUUAUCUCCGCAAACAGAUUGAGAAAUUGAAGGCUUCCAAGACAGAGCAGACAUAGACCAGAGGUUUUUGAGGCUGGAAGUUUGAAUCUGCACUUCAUUUGAACAAGCCUGAGGUUAGCAAAUCCAAGCAUCAGCUUUAGCAGGCGGGAUGUAUCUAGCACCUUGAAGUUGUGGACUUUCAUAGACCGAGACCAACUAGUUUCAAGUUGCAGUGUAGCUUUAUCAAGAAGUAGAAUGCUCAAUUGUUAUAAAGAAUGCUCCAAUGUAAACUCAAAAUGUGACGGUUUCUCUUGUUUCCUUGGAUGUGUAUCAUGUAAAAGCAGCAAUUAUUUUGCAAUCUUGGUGGAAAAGAAAAUUGUCUGUCUUUUUACUGAAAA
Messenger RNA from Capsicum annuum, 1271 nucleotides. RefSeq lists its product as uncharacterized. The record is from RefSeq and is a predicted model, not a curated record. The transcript has 4 exons. Gene Ontology annotation, cellular component: nucleus. Lineage: Eukaryota; Viridiplantae; Streptophyta; Magnoliopsida; Solanales; Solanaceae. The coding region runs from base 147 to 950 and encodes 267 amino acids.